Messenger RNA from Nelumbo nucifera (sacred lotus), 1739 nucleotides. RefSeq names its product aspartyl protease family protein At5g10770-like. Gene Ontology annotation, biological process: proteolysis. Lineage: Eukaryota; Viridiplantae; Streptophyta; Magnoliopsida; Proteales; Nelumbonaceae. Gene Ontology annotation, molecular function: aspartic-type endopeptidase activity. The record is from RefSeq and is a predicted model, not a curated record.
GGAUGGCACCAGUGGCACUCUCUGGUCCAAAGCCAAAGAAAUGAAGAUCCAUCAUCCAUCCCUCCUAUAUAUUCCUUCUUCUUGAUCAUCCCCCAGCCUCUCUGUAAGGCCGAGUUUGCAAUAAACCACCAUCCAUCCAUGGCCGCUAACCCUCCCUUCUUCCUUACCUACUUCUUCUUCUCCCAAUCUCUUCUUCUCUUGCUAUCUUGUUCAAAUGGGGUAGCUGCCAAUGGAGGAGUGACAGAACAGAGCCAUCACCAUGUCAUUGGGGUCAAUUCUUUGCUACCAACAACGGUUUGUUCCUCAUCUUCCAAAGGUGCAAAGCGCCCUGGACUGUUGCAAGUAGUUCACAGGAGUGGACCCUGCUCUCCACUAGGCCAUGAGAAGACAACAGAUCUCAGCUCUGAACAAUUCUUCAUCCAGGACCAAGAACGAGUCGAUUCCAUCCACUCUGCACUCUCCACAGGAGACGCUCUACAAGAUUCCAAGGUCAGUAGCAGCAGGCUUCCGGCCAAGUCCGGCCGCUCUUUGGGGACAGGGAACUUCGUAGUUACAGUCGGCUUUGGCACUCCCAAGCAACAUCUCACUCUGGUAUUUGACACUGGUAGUGACCUCACUUGGAUCCAAUGCCUUCCAUGUAGCCACUGCUAUCAACAAUCCGAACCCAUCUUCAACCCAUCCAAGUCGUCCUCUUACUCCAACCUGCGAUGCAGCUCCACCCGGUGUUCCAAACAAAGCUCCAAGUCCUCAAAUUGCACCUCCCUCUGCAAGUAUAUCAUCCAGUACGCCGACAACUCCUACUCGAGCGGACUCCUUGCACGAGAAAAGCUAGCACUGACACGCUCGGACGUGUUCCCCAACUUCAUAUUUGGUUGUGGCCAAGACAACGGCGGGAACCUCGAUGCGACAGCCGGGAUCCUCGGCCUGGGACGCAGCAAGGUGUCUCUGGUUUCUCAGACAGCGGCCAAGUUCGGAAGAAUCUUCUCAUACUGUCUCCCGCCCACGUCGAGCUCCACCGGGUACCUUGCUUUUGGGGACCAAGCUGGAGCCUCCUCUUCCUCUCUCUUGUAUACACCACUGUUGACUGACUCGCGUAGGCCAUCCUUCUAUUUCAUCAAACUGGUAGGGAUAAGUGUUGGGGGUCGGAGAUUGACUAUCCCAUCAACAGUGUUUACUUCUUCUGGGACCAUCAUAGACACUGGCACUGUCAUCACUCGCCUCCAGCCUUCGGCCUAUGCGGCUCUCCGAUCAGCUUUCCGGCAGGCAAUGUUGAAUUACCCGUCUGCUUCAGCAGUUUUUCUAUUCGACACAUGCUAUGACCUGAGCGGAUUCAACAUUGUGGCCAUACCUAAAAUCAUGCUGCAUUUUGAAGGAGGUGCCGGCAUUGACUUGGGGUUGCCGGGGAUAAUUGUCACCGAUGGCCUAUCUCGAGUAUGCUUGGCUUUUGCUGGGAAUGACGACCCGGGAAAAGCGGCCAUCAUUGGAAAUAAACAACAGCAGACAUUAGAAGUAGUGUAUGAUGUGCCUGGGGGAAGGUUGGGUUUUGGGAGUGGAGAUUGCAGUACAUGAGAAGUUGAGAACAAAUUCCAUCCAUUAUUCUGGAUCUUGUGAUCUUAAUCAAGCUCUCUCUCUCUCUCUCUCUCAACAUUUUGAAUAAAUGUUUGUUCAUGUAUCUUGAAUCAUUGAAUUGUUCUUGGUUGGUUGGUCCCGUUUAACAAUUGCUAGCUAGGUUCCUGAAA